Selaginella moellendorffii is the source of this 2241-nucleotide messenger RNA. RefSeq names its product auxin response factor 6. NCBI's taxonomy places the organism in Eukaryota, Viridiplantae, Streptophyta, Lycopodiopsida, Selaginellales, Selaginellaceae. Gene Ontology annotation, biological process: regulation of DNA-templated transcription. The record is from RefSeq and is a predicted model, not a curated record. Gene Ontology annotation, molecular function: protein binding. Bases 309 to 1808 code for a protein of 499 amino acids. Gene Ontology annotation, cellular component: nucleus. The transcript has 5 exons.
GGGUGUCCUUGGGCAGCAUAUGAAUGUGGGCGGGGGCCAUUCCUUCUAGCCUAGAGCUCUAAACUUGUUGUUCUUGCUUCUCGGGCGCCAUAGCUAGAGCUUCACAAGGCACGGGAAGGGAUUGCGGUUUCCAUAGCUAGAAUCGAUCGAGAGAGGAGGCGCGGCAAGCGAUGUGGCCCGGAGCUCGCGAUAAUCUGCAUUCGCCUGGGGGCCUGGGAGUGGCGGCAGUGAUUCUCGAGCGCUGAUAGGGUCAGGACGAGGAGCGCGCGUCGAAAUAUCGGGUGUUGGAGCGAGCGCUGAUCUUGUCAAUGUCGUUUGUGGAGCAGCCGGCAGGGAAAGGAUUCGCGGAGGCGGCAGGAGGAGCGGCAGCGGGUGCGGGAGGAGGAGGAAUCGCGCCAGGAGGAGGAGCGGUGGUGAGGGAUGAAGCAUCGUGCAUAGUCCAGGAGAGCAGCGGCGACAGCGGCAGCACGCUCAAGGCGCACGACUACAUCGGCCUAUCGGAGGUAACAUCGAUGCCUCUCAAGCCGGAUAGCGGCAGCAAGCCGCUGCCGGAUCUAAACCUGGGAGAGACCGAGCUCCGCCUCGGCCCUCCCAAGAGCAAGGAGCCAGCCAAGAACAAUGUCGCGGCCGGCGAAGCCCCCAAAUGGCAGCACGAGAAGGUCGAGCAGCCCAAGAGCGAGAAGAGCAACGAGCCAGAUCUGUCCGGGGGCAACGUUUUCUGGCAGGCAGCAGCGCGGAUGAUCCCGCAGGAGGUCCAGGCGCCAUCGCCAGCGGCGCACCAGGAGAUGAGCCAUGCCGCCUACUGCAAUGUGGCAUCCACCGCGGCCAUGGCUGCCAACAAGAACAAGAGGGUCUUCUCCGAGGCGAUUGGCAGCAAUGGGCAGUUCGUGGAGGGGCGGUCCGUGAUGCCCAAUCCCCCCGGCAUUGUGGUGGCGGGCUCUCCCAGCAACCCGGGCACUGGCAAUGGCGGAGCUUCUUCCUCGAAUCCUGGAGUUCCAGUGGCUCCAGCGCCAUCGCAGCCCAGCAAUGGCAAGGCUAGCGCCACUGCUCCGCCGCUCAUGCCGUCUUCCAUGUACCCAUGGAACAGCUCCAAGCAGCUUCCAGCGGCGUGGAGGAUGGGUCUGGAGCAGUCCAAGAGCUCGUUUGGCCCCUUCCCUUCGUCUUCUCGCAUGGCACCCAAGAUGGGCGAUGUCGACAACAACAAUAGCAACAGCGGGAGUCCAAAUAGCUCGGGCCUCACUUCGCACAACAAGGAAGACGCUACAGAGGAGGCUGUUCCUUCGGCAAGUCCACCGGUUGUGGGCUGGCCCCCAGUGCAGUCUUUCAGGAAGAACUUGGUGGCUCAUCCUCCACCUCCACAGCACAAAUCUACAGAGACCACCACCAAGAAUGGUGUUAGCAGCAACACUUCUGCUCCAGCUCCGGCUCCUGCUGCUGCGAACGCUGCUACUGCCAGUCCCUUGUUUGUCAAAGUUUACAUGGAUGGCGUUCCCAUCGGCCGGAAGGUGGAUCUCAAGGCCAACAACAGCUACGACAAGCUGUCUACCGUUCUCGAGGAUAUGUUUCUCCGAUUCAUCACUGGUCAGAAUGGCACUCCAGAGGUCUCGUCUAUCCGCGAUCCCGGCGAGAAGAAGCUCAACUUUCUCCAGAGCUCCGACUUUGUGCUGACUUACGAGGACAAAGACGGGGAUCUGAUGCUCGUCGGUGAUGUUCCUUGGGGGAUGUUCACUGGAACUGUGAAGAGGCUUCGUAUCAUGAAAGGCUCCGAGGCGAUUGGCCUUGCUCCACGGGACAAGGCUCAGGCAUAGAGAAGAAAAAAAAAAGGAAGAAAAAAAGAAGAAAAAAAAACUUUGAUCCCACUGUUUUUUUUUUCUCCCCCUUUUUUCCCCAUUUUCGUUCUUUGGUUUUUAUAUUCUUUGCUUCUGAGAGUUCUUCUGUGAGAGUUCUUCCGUUUGAUCUUCGUGAGCUUGUCACGAACUCCCCCGUGGACUUUCUGAUCUCUUUCUCUCUUUCUUCUUGAUGUUGGUGUGCAAGCUUUUGAAGAAUCCCGCAAGGGUCUCUGUGCAUUUGGAGUCUUUCUUAUUUCCAUCUCAGUGUGGUCUUGUUUUUGUGUGCUUUUAAAAUUUUUUUUCUUCCUCCAGCAGCUGCUGUGUUUGAGUGAGCUUUGCCAAUAAAAAGCUGGAUUGGCUUGUUAUGCCAUAUACUUUUAUACAUAUAUACAUAUAUCUAUACUAUAUAACC